UGCGCAGCCCCUCCCCUCGGGGCCCCGAACCGAGCCCAGGAUUCCCUGUGGAACCCACCCACAACUGGCCACCGAAUGCAGUUCCAAAGCGGUGCGGAGGAACUCCUCGGCUUGGCUGCGCGGACGGACACCCGGCUCAACCCCGGAACCAGUUGGGAGGCCCCGAGGGUGCGCACUGAGGCGCCUGCCAAGGCUUUCUUUCCAGCGCUUUGGGGGGAGUUGGCUCUCCUGGCCCCGCCACAGAGGGAGCCGGAGCGGGAAACUUCCCUUGGCCGCCUUCUUCUGCGAAGUCCCGCUGUCCCAAAGGGAGGAGGAGGAGGAGGAGGAGGAGGAGGGUGGGCCUUCUGAAAAGGAGGGAGGGAAGGAGGGAGGGGGCGAAUGGCGCGGCUCCACCUUAAGCGGCGCAGAGCAGGGAGGCUCCGGGAGGGGAAGGAAGAGGCGGAGGCAACAGCGCCUCCUUAAGCGGCUCGCGGGUCCCGCUCGGGCGGUGCUGCUGCUGCUGCUGGUAGAAAAAGAGGAGGAGGAGGAGGAGGCGGCGGCGCGUGCGGCUGAAGGGAGGGGGAGCGAGGAGAGGAGGGAGCGAAGAGGGAGGAGCUCGCGCUGCCCGGACCAGCCCGCGCGCCACUGCCACUGCCGCCGCUCCUUUUCCUCGCGGCAGCAGCAGCGGCAGCAGCGGCAGAGGAGCGCCUCUACUUGGCGGCGCGCGCUGAGGCUAAGGCCGAGGCGGAGCGGCGCGCGGGGCCCGCGGAGCCCCCAAAGGGAGGGAGGAGGCGGCGUCGGCGGCCCUUCCCCCUCCUCCUGCUUCUCCUCCGCCUCCUCUUCCUCGGCCAUGGCGGGCCCCGCUCCCCCUCCGCCGGGCCAGGAGGCGCCCCGCUACCAGGAGUGGAUCCUGGACACCAUCGAUUCUUUGCGCUCUCGGAAGGCGCGCCCGGACCUGGAGCGCAUCUGCCGCAUGGUGCGCCGCCGCCACGGCCCGGAGCCCGAGCGCACCCGCGCCGAGCUGGAGAAGCUCAUCCAGCAGCGCGCCGUGCUCCGCGUCAGCUACAAGGGCAGCAUCUCCUACCGCAACGCCGCCCGCGUCCAGCCGCCCCGCCGCGGGGGCACGGCGGCCACGGCAGCGCCGCCCAACGCCACCAACGCCAACGCCGCCGCCCCGCAGCAGCAGCAACAGCGCCCGGCCCGCGCCUCCCCGCCCAGUGCUGCCGCCGCGGCGCCCCGGUCUUCCCAGCGCGCAGCCCCCGCCACACAGCCACAGCCGCCGCCCCCUCCGCCGCCGCCUCCGCCUCGUCGGACCGGACGGGAGCGCCCCGCGCCGCCUGCCCCCGCCUCCUCCUCCUCGUCGUCGUCGUCUCCCUCCCCGGCGCAGGAGGAGCCCGCCCCGGUCAGCCUGCGGGAGAUCGCGCGCUACUUGGGCGGCGAGGGCGGCGCCGCCGCCUCCGCCUCGCCCUCCCCGGGGCCCGGCCGGGUGACGAGGGGCCGCGCGCAGGGGCUGCUCCUGCUCCAAGAGGAGCGCCUCGACAAGAGCCGGCUGGGCGGAGGGAGUAGCGGCGGCGGGAACAGCGCCCUCGCCUUGCCCAGGGCGGACUCCAGGGGCGCGCAGGCCCGGGCGGCCGCCCCCGCCUCCUCCUCCUCCUCCAGGGCGCCCAGGAACAAGAAGGUUGGUGAGGAGGUCAAAGGUGAAGAGGAAGAGGAGGACGAAGAGGAAGAAGAAGAGGAUGAAGUCUCCACGAUGUCAGAAGGCUCAGAGGUGGCACAAGAGUAUGAGGCCAACAACUACACCCGACCUGGGAUUGGCCAGCUGAACGGGGACUGUAAGGACAGCAGACAUGGCGGGAAAGAGAUUCUGCCCAGCAGUGGCCUCAACAGAGACCUGCGCUCCCUUGAGGAGCUGCCCUUGAGCAAAGGAUUGGAGCGGUCCUACCAUGAAGGAAGCGGGCCAUGCCACACAACAAAGGCCUCUUGGCUGGGAGAAAGUGCCUGUCGUCAUCUGGGAAGUGGCAAGAAAGAGAGCAGUGCUGCCUACCAGCAGCCAGACAGAGCAGUGUCACCAGCUGUUGCAGGUACUGAUCCCUCUGUGCCCUCUUCUCCUGGGAGACCAGGCAUCCAGGCAGAUGGAAGACCAUUCAGCUGCAUCUCAGUGAAGGAGAAGCCUUCUGAUCCAGUGGAAUGGACUGUGAGCGAUGUUGUGGAUUAUUUCACAGAAGCUGGAUUUGCCGAACAGGCAUCUGCCUUUCAAGAGCAGGAGAUUGAUGGGAAGUCUCUGUUGCUGAUGCAACGCACUGAUGUGUUGACAGGCCUGUCCAUCCGUCUGGGUCCUGCCCUCAAGAUCUAUGAAUAUCACAUCAAGGUGCUGCAGCAGUGCCACUUUGAAGAAGAUGAGGGUGAUUCCUUCAUGGGCUGAGGAAAAUGGGCGCAUUUUGUGAUGGGGUGGGAAAGGGGGACAUACUGAAAUGUAACGUGGACUCCUCCAGCUGCUACUCUCUUAGUCAUUUCAACCUCCCUCUGACUUCUUGAGAGCAAGACAAUGUCAAUGUAGGAAGAGCAAAAACUUUAACCAGAUGUGAGAGUAGGGAAGCAGAAAUGAUGAACACACUGGCCUUAGGCCUUUUGAACCUUGAUUGACCAGAAGGGGCAGAAAGGCAAGGUUGGGAGGCCUGCAAAAUCAUUUUCUUCUCCUGCCCUGUAUUAUCUAUUCCAAGCUGUUUUCACUUACCAUAGUGCAUUGUCUGUAUUGGGAAAGGUAGGAGAGAAGUAUGGUUUUGUUCUCCUCUUCCCAGCCUCAAUUUAAUUGAGAUAGUAUGUGCUUCAGCUUCCCUCUCUGCUUUCCCUGCUCCCAUCACAGUAGCACUUGAUGGCUGGCCAUAGCUUCCCCCUUCCUUUUGCUGUGAUUGACAAGACAAAAAUAGAGCCUGUUGGAGGUGUCAAAAGGUUUUAAUCAAAUACUUUAUUCUCUUUUCUGUUUGGGUAGGCUUUUCUUCCAGUUUCCAUGGUCAUUACCCAAAGUCAACUGCUUUUUAUUAUUAUUUCUUCCUUCCCAUUUGAAAAAAAUAUAAAUAUUUAAACUGGAAAAAAUACCUGAUUGGUUUAAUAAUCCCAGAACUGUCAGUUUUGUUGAAAAGGUUAACAGGAUAUGCAUUUAAGGGAUAGAUGUGUGCAUGUAAGGAAGGUGGAAGUUCUGCAUUCUGCUUGUGAGGAAGGAGUGUCAUCUGGUGGUGUUGGUAAUCAAAUGUUUGAUUUUUUUCAAGGGAAAGGGCUAGAAAGAGGGGUAUAAAGCCUAUUCUGCCUACUCUUGAAGGAAUUCUGAGAAAUCCUGAGGAAUUCUGACAGCUUCCAGUUUUGCAAUUGACUGGAGAGUUAAAGUCAAUUAACCAGAAUGAUGACAGAAGGAAUUAUAAUUGUCACAUACACAAAUACACAGCUCAGGUAGUACUCUUACAUAGCAGCUAUAGCAGUCCACAUCAUCAUCAUUAUAAAUGCUUUGUUUUUUUAAUGAGUGGGAAGGACAACUGGUCAGGAACCUUAUUCUCUGUGAAGGAAACAAAUAGGUGGUAGGUUUUGUUACCUAGGAAUGAGCCUCCUUUUUUCACUCUAGUCAGAGUCAUGAAGGUAGGUCAUAGGAAUAUGAGGUGCUGGUGCAGCAUCCAUAGUAAAAUGUGUUCCUUGGCAAACAGCUUGUAAUAAAACUGUUCUGUUUGCUGAGGAAAUACCUGGUAAUCAAAUUAAUGUGAAGCUAAUAUAACUGCAAUAGCUUUGCAUAAAGAAUGCUAAGAAUCAAAACUUCGCUGAGGGUGCUGACAACUCUUGUUUAUCAGAUAUUGGAGCCAUAUAAAGACCUUCAUUUCCCAAGGGUUUCUUGUUUGGGAGCUGUGACAGAUGAAAUCUGAAACUGGUUUAAAUAUGAGAUGUAGACAGGCCUUUACUAUAAUGUGAUAAUUUAUGGAGUGGGCAGUUCACCUGCCCUGCUCUAUUGUUCACAGAACACCCAGAAUUUUAUGUAGCUAAGAUACCUCUUCCCUAUGCAUUCCUAGAAGAGUGCAGAGGUAAAUAGGACACACACUAAAUUUAUGUUUUCAUUUUUUUUUCUUUGGAACCAGGAGGGCUAGAAACCUGCUGUUUUAAAUUUGAAAUCAGAGGUUCUCAAUGUUGUAGCACAAAAGUGCCUCAGGGGCUUACAUACUGUCUGCAUGUUGCCCCCUAUUGCACUAGACCCUAUUAUUUUGUCCAGAGCUGGGAAUAAAAAAACAAGAUUUUUGGGUUCUAACAUGUCUUAUCCCAUGUAUUUAUUCUUUGCAUUAGCACUCAGUUGUCCAAGGACAAUGGUAGGGGGUGAGAUACACUGUAUGCACCAGAGUGGAUGGCUAGUGCAGGUGGAUCUUUGCUUUCAUUUUGUCAGUGGUGGGACUGUUGAACUGAACAUCUCUUUCAGUACACUAUUGUUGACUAGACAGGACGAGAAAAGGAAGAAGAAGCAAUGGGUGCAUUAAUGGUUUGUUUGUGCCAAAAUUUAACCACAGAUUAUAAAGGGGUUUUGAAAAUAAUUUUAUUUUCUAAUUCUGGUUGUGAUGUAUGGCCAGUUAACCUGGACCUGUCUUAGGGCAGGAGAGAGCAAAGUAUGGCUCUCCAAAUGUUGCCAAACUGCAUUUCCCAUUGGUGAGAAGUGCAGGGAAUUGCAAUUCAAUCAGCAUCUAAAGAGCUGCACUUUGGCCUUCCUGGAUUCAGUCCUCUGCCCGCCUUAAUCUGGUUCUCUCAUCCAGAUUUCAAUUAAAUGGAUGAAUUCAGACAGUGCUAAGUUCCUCUGUAAGCCCCAGAUAGAAGUACAUUGUGUUUCUUAUCCUGAAGAUUUUAGUGUAGGGAAAACGCAAGAUGAAGCUUUGCAACACAAACAGGAUUGAGAGAACUCGUGAAAGAGCCAAUACAGCUUCUAGGAUUAGGCACCAAUUUUUCACAGAUGUUCUGUGGGGUAGCCUAACCUAUGCUGGUUUCAAAACUCUUAGUAAAGUAAGUUCUCUGCGUGUUGAACUUUAACAGGCUUAUAUCAUGUCUUUAGAUCAUAACAGCUCUUGGAAAUGUGGAAGGAGAGAUAGCCCCAACAAAGAACAUGCUACAUUGUCACUUGGGCAUGUAGCAAAUAGUUCACAUUGCUUAAUACAGCAUGCUUUAAAUACUCAGAAAAUUGCAUCUUACAGUGGGCAAUAUGUAAAUUUUUGGUGUGUAGACCUCUAAGUAAAGGUAGAUAAACACCAAAUGCUUAGGAAUCAAUAUGUGAGGAGGAAGAAAUGGCAACAUUUUAAAUUCAGUGCCUGAUCAGAAACUGCUGCAUCACUUUGGUUGAUUUGCCGUCCAACACGGAUUUGCUACAAAAAAAUCUGCCUUUACUCUGAUGGAGUGGUGAAAGCUAGGUGCUGGGGCUCCUAGGAUCACGCACUACCUCUCCUGUACAGUUGUUGAUUGACUGAGUUAGAAGAAAUUCCCCCAAACAGUUUUAAACUUGGGUUUCAAUUGGCGAGCAAAAUCACAAAGGCCUCUUGAAGCCAUGUUUCAUAUAAGAAGUUGCAGAAGUGGGCUGCUGUAGAGGAAGGGAGUGAAUGAUGAAGCCAGCAGGGCACGUGGUGAAAUAUGAAACUCAGUGUGCUUAUACAUAGUAAGAAAAACAUUUCAUGAAACAAAGAGGGCCUAUAUUCCCAUCUGAAGAAAACAUAGGUGGCGGUGAUUUUAAAAAGAAAUAUACAUCUUUCAAAUAGACUGCAUGUAAAUUCCCAUCUAUGCUUCAGGUUGCCCUUUUGCUAAAGGCCUGUCUAGUCCAGUUUCCAGAUUGUUGAGCAAGGUAACCAUAGGAAACCUCGAGCAGGACAAGGGCAUAUUUGCACCCUCAUCCACCUGUUCCUUAGCCACUGGUGUCCACAGUAGGAGAGAAGAUGCAGUCUUCAUGCCUGGAAGCCAUCAGUAACUGCCCCUAUCAGAAACUACAUGGAAUAAAAAUAACUCGGGGCUUGGACCCUCUUGUUUUUGGUGAUGAUAGCUGUCCCACACUUGCUUCCUCAGCUAGAGUUCGUGUUAAGUUUCAACAAUGUUUUCUCCCAUGUAGGACUUCUACCUAUAAGUGGCUUGUCUGAAUUUUUGUGCCUCUAUCUACCUUUGCUAUUUUCAGUGCCAUUAGUAUUUAAGAAUUAAAUAAAAGGAAGGAGAGUGAAAAGAAGAAACAACAGCACCUUUAUGGCUAUUUGGUUUUAAUUUUGUUUGUGCUUUUGUGGAUAUAAACCCAUUUCUUCAGAUGAAGUACUGAAUAAUAAUAAAUGUUCAGAUAAAAAGCAUGUUUACAUAGUUGUUGGAGUGGAAUAAGACUGCAUCCAAAGUGGUUUAUGCCCACAAAAGCUAAUACAAAAAAACAAAUCAAAAAACAAAACCCUAGUUAUUUUUAAUACUGUUAUGUUCCUUUUCUUUAUUUUCUUCUUUUUAUGCAGCAAGAGAUUAAUGUGGCUACUUUUUUUUAAAGUAGUCUGUCCUCCAUAUCCAUGAAUUCUUCACCCAUGAACUCGCCUAUCCACAGCUUUUCUUUUCAGAUUUUUAUGUUACUCUAUAUCUCCUCCAUUUUGUAUUAUAUUUGUUCAAAUUGAUUAAGCUUACUUCCAUUUUUAUUAUUUUUACCCAAUUUUGAACCAUUGUUAUAAUUGAAACAGCUUGAAAACAUUCUCCCUCACAAAUCUGAAAGGCAAGCCUUGAUUUUGCCAUUUUAUAUUAGAGGUUCCAUUUUAUUAUUUCACUGUAUAUAAUGGGAUUGAGUAUCCACGGAUUUUUGUAUCUGCUGCAGGUCCUGAAACUAAACCCUAGUGGAAUCAAGGGCCCAUUGUAUAGUAUUUAAGAAGACAUGAGUAUUGAGGUGGGAUUUUAAAAAGGGAUCCUUUCAGAACAAGAGGCAUUGAUUUAGCUUCUGGCACUCAAGAGGUAUAGAAACAGUACUGCCUGCAGCCACAACUUGCCUCCAAAAUCCAGGAUAUUUCUCUGUAGUAUUUGUUUUAGAAGACACACAUAUAUCCAUUGCUUAUGGUUGAAACAACCAUACUGCCCUUUAAUGUGUGCCUUGUGACAAAGGGGCUGCCAAAUUUGUCAUCUAGGAGAAAACAUAAGGAUUUGCAGCUUUUCAAAUAGUAAGUAAAAACAAAUGUUUGGGGAAAUGAUGGAGAUGUAAGAAUUCUCUGUAUUGUGGCGCUAUUGUCGAUUCAAGACAAAAACAAGGAAAGACUGUCCAAUGAA
Messenger RNA from Anolis sagrei ordinatus, 7251 nucleotides. It is a transcript of the gene SAMD1, whose product is annotated as sterile alpha motif domain containing 1. The record is from RefSeq and is a predicted model, not a curated record. Gene Ontology annotation, molecular function: histone binding; DNA binding; chromatin binding. Lineage: Eukaryota; Metazoa; Chordata; Lepidosauria; Squamata; Anolidae. Gene Ontology annotation, biological process: negative regulation of DNA-templated transcription. Gene Ontology annotation, cellular component: nucleus.